Molecule: messenger RNA, 1842 nt
Organism: Pogonomyrmex barbatus (red harvester ant)
Lineage: Eukaryota; Metazoa; Arthropoda; Insecta; Hymenoptera; Formicidae
Product: eukaryotic translation initiation factor 4E type 2
Biological process (GO): translational initiation
Cellular component (GO): eukaryotic translation initiation factor 4F complex; cytoplasm
Molecular function (GO): RNA 7-methylguanosine cap binding; translation initiation factor activity
Source: RefSeq, a predicted model, not a curated record
UCAUUCGUAGUGUCAGUUGGAAUUUACGCGCGAGUGACUGAAGUCGCGUCUUCCAUAUGAUCACCACGUUUUGACAACUGGCACGAAUGUUCAAGAGCGCUAUGAACAUCCUUAAUUUUGUGCUCCGAACAUAUGGAGCUGUGAAAUGCGAUCCCUGACGAUCGAGUUCUCCGCUCGACAUUUGAGGAAACUUGGACUCUCUAAGUUAUGCAUCUUACAGAAGGAACAAAAAGUUAUUUUCAACCAAGAAAAGAAUGUCUUGAAUUGGGAAAAGACAAGACUUACAGAUUGAAAGCUACAGAGGAUAGUGGAGAUGAAGAGUCUCAGUCAAAGGAUAAUCAAAAAAUAGAGAAGAGUUCAUUACCUCCAAUAGAGAUAAGUCCAAACGAACACAAAUUACAAUACGCUUAUGCGCUAUGGUACAGCCGGCGUAGUCCUGGCAAACAGACAAGCAUACAGAGUUACGAUCAGAAUUUAAAACUGGUCGGUAGGUUCGCAAGCGUAGAACAAUUCUGGGGUCUUUACAGUCAUUUAGUACGACCAUCAGAUCUCACAACACAUACAGACUUCCAUCUUUUCAAAGUUGGUAUAAAGCCCAUGUGGGAGGACGAAGCAAAUCAAAAAGGUGGCAAAUGGAUAGUGAGAUUACGAAAGGGUUUAGUAUCUAGAUGUUGGGAAAAUCUUAUAUUGGCAAUUUUAGGUGAGCAAUUUAUGGUAGGAGAAGAAAUAUGUGGCGCUGUUGUAUCUAUACGAUUUCAGGAGGACAUAAUAUGUGUGUGGAACAAGACAGCAUCGGAUGUAGCGACGACAGCGAGAAUUAGAGAUACUUUAAGAAGAGUAUUACAUCUUCCAGCUAGUGCCUCCAUGGAAUAUAAAACCCACAAUGAGAGUUUAAAAAACGUACAUCGACUUUAAAAUUGUAUAAUUUUGAGAACAAGACAUAUUACGACAUUUAACAGGCAUUGUCAGACUUACAGGAGAUUACACAUCUGACGGAAAGUAUUUCGUACUUCCCAAGAGAUUAUACAUCUGACGAAAAAAGUUGGAAAAUAUCCAUUCGAUGAUACUUUAUUCACAAGUGUCUGUGUUGUAACUUAUGUAAAUAAUGAAUAUAUAUUGAUAAUAAAUAAAAAUAUCCUUAUUUCCAAUAUGUUUAAUAUGAGAAAAGAAUUUGUGAUUAUUUUAUUCUGUAAGUCUAAUAUUCUAUUUCUGUUCAAUUCUGCGAAAACACAAGAUUUUCUAAAUAUUGUUUCUUUUAAAGUUAAUUUUAUAUUUUAUGCAAUAUGCAUGAAAUCAAAAGAUACAAAUUUGUUUUAUUUCUUGAUCUCAAGUAUCUUAUGUAAAUAAGCUUAAUGAGAUUGUUUUUAUUACAAUUUUUAUUUAUUACGGAUUAAUUUCAUUGUUAUGCAAUAGUUUGACUUGUAUACAAGUUGUGAGAGAAAAUAGAGAAUUGCAUAUUGUUGCAGAUGUUUUUAAUUAUUACAAUCCAAUCCACUUUUAUAUACAGGAAGACUUAUCUAGCUGUACAUGAGAUCAUGGCAAUCAGAAUAUAUAAAAUGUGUCAUUAUACAAACGGUGAAAUAUAUCACUAAAAUUUUGUAUAUACAAUAUAAAGAUGCAAAAUUAGAUACGCUAAACGAAGCGAACAUGACAGCAUGUAUAUAUUAAGUUAUUACAUAAUAUAUUAACUAUACAUUAUGUUAUAGUUAUGUUAUUUAUAAAGAACAUUGUGUUAUAAAGAACAUAUACAAUUUAUCUUCAAUAUUUGUACAGAAAUAUGUAGUUUAAAUAAUAAAAUUACAUUAUUUUUCCAGUAGGCCCUGGAAAUGUCAGUUCACGAAC